UCCUAUGUAUCAUUCAUCCGCUUGGAGGAAAAUAUCGGAGACGGACCAGAGAAACCAGGAGGUCUCCCAAAACGCGUAGGUGGGCCGAGUCCCUGACUAAAUCCAAGCAGAGGAACUCUUAUCUUUAAGAUCCUCAGAAUGAGCUCGGUUUGACAGCUACCAUACCCUUUGAAAGAUCUUUCCUCAAAUGUUCUCCUCCAUUUCUUCUUUCUUCUCCAGUCGUUUUUUUUUGUGUGUGUGUGUGUGUGUCUGUUGUCCCCCUUCUUCCCCUCUUGGUAAUCCGAACUCCCAGAUUUCUGCAUAUAUUUCUUGACUACUCUUCUUUCUUCAAUUCCUUGAGCUUCUUCCUCCUUUUGAGUAUCUCCUAGUCUUUCUUCUCUUUGCCUUUUUCCUGCACAACCUGAAAUAUGGAAGGAAUUGGAAGAUAAUUUUGAAUUACUCUAGAGCUCCACAAUCAUAAUUCUUUUCAAGGGAUGGCGGCAUGCUUCGGCCUUUUUAAGAAGAAGACCGAGAACAGGCCAGAGCGGAGCCUGGCGACGGCUUCGACAUCGGUUUCAGCACCUCCCUCGAAUGUCAGUACUAGUAGGUCGGAUGAUUCAUCUGCCAGGAAACAUACAAGCAAGUCGUCAGCCUCGACGUCGUCGCAGCGCAGCAUACCGGCCAUGUAUGAAGAGAGAGCUCAUAAUAUGCGUGUUUUCGAGCUUGAUGAGCUCAGAAAUGCGACAAAUGAUUUCAGCAGGAUGCUUAAGAUUGGAGAAGGUGGGUUUGGGAAAGUUUACAAGGGUUUUAUCAAGCCUUUGGAUGGGAAGGGGGAUAGGAUUACGGUGGCGGUGAAGAAGCUCAACCAGCGCGGCUUGCAGGGGCAUAAGGAAUGGUUGGCAGAAGUUCAAUUUCUUGGAGUUCUUGAGCACCCAAAUCUUGUAAAACUCAUUGGAUAUUGCGCCGUAGAUAGUGAAAGAGGGAUCCAAAGAUUAUUGGUCUACGAGUUCAUGCCUAAUAAGAGCUUAGAAGAUCAUCUGUUCAACAGAAAUUAUCCUGCUCUUUCCUGGAACUUAAGACUGCAGAUAGCCUUGGGUGCAGCAGAAGGAUUGGCAUAUCUGCAUGAAGGAUUAGAAGUUCAGGUGAUCUAUCGAGAUUUCAAAGCAUCUAAUGUUCUACUAGAUAAGGAAUUUAGGCCAAAGCUGUCAGACUUUGGCCUAGCAAGAGAAGGACCAACAGAAGGGCUCACUCAUGUAUCUACAGGGGUCGUGGGGACUCAGGGGUAUGCCGCCCCGGACUACAUUGAGACUGGCCAUCUCACAAUUGAGAGUGAUGUGUGGAGUUUUGGUGUGGUGUUGUAUGAAAUCCUUACAGGCAGGCGGACAUUAGAUCGAAAUCGCCCGCCAAAUGAGCAGAAGCUCUUGGAUUGGGUGAGACAAUUUCCUCGAGAUAGUUGGAAGUUUAGCGUGAUCAUGGAUCCAAGACUAAGAAAUCAGUAUUCUCUGAGAGCCGCGCGCGAGGUUGCUAAGUUAGCAGACAGUUGCCUUGUCAAGAACAGAAAAGACCGUCCAAAGAUGCAUGAGAUCGUAGAAAGCUUGAAACAAGCCCUUCAAAUGGAUUCGACUGAAGUACAUUCUUCAACAACUAACUUGGACAAGCAGAAAAGAACAGGGCCUUCAAGAAGGUGACCAUUUUGAUAGAGGGAAGGGAUGAAUAUGGCUUGUAAGGGAGGAUUUUUUAUUUUUUUGCUCUUUUCUUUUUCUUUUGGGCACUGCUUGCUGCCUGUCCAACAUCUGAAUUUGCUUUGGAGUGCAUUAAGAUAAUAAGGUGGCAUCGACUUAUACCGAAUUCUUUGAGUAUGUAGGUUGAAAGCUAGCAGCUUGCUUCUCCGAUAUUUUCUUUUUGAUGAAGUGUUAUUUAUCCUAGAAUUACGCAAUGUGCAACAAAAUUUUACAAAUCAACAAUUAUGUUUAUGAUGGAUGACUAAACCUUCAGUUCAGUAAAGUUUCGCCUUACAAGUUGUAUUCUGAUGAUCUACAUCAUCAAUGAAUGCCAGCUUUGUAGGGAAAAUUUGAGA
This is a messenger RNA of Phoenix dactylifera (date palm), 2056 nucleotides long. RefSeq names its product putative serine/threonine-protein kinase PBL19. Gene Ontology annotation, biological process: protein phosphorylation. The record is from RefSeq and is a predicted model, not a curated record. Gene Ontology annotation, molecular function: protein kinase activity; ATP binding. NCBI's taxonomy places the organism in Eukaryota, Viridiplantae, Streptophyta, Magnoliopsida, Arecales, Arecaceae.